Messenger RNA from Tripterygium wilfordii, 776 nucleotides. Its product is annotated as 54S ribosomal protein L37, mitochondrial. Gene Ontology annotation, molecular function: structural constituent of ribosome. The transcript is spliced from 2 exons. Lineage: Eukaryota; Viridiplantae; Streptophyta; Magnoliopsida; Celastrales; Celastraceae. The record is from RefSeq and is a predicted model, not a curated record. Bases 159 to 560 code for a protein of 133 amino acids. Gene Ontology annotation, cellular component: mitochondrial large ribosomal subunit.
UGAACCAAUAUUAGCUUAAUAGCUUUCGCUGAAGAAGAAGUUUGGAAGCAGAACUGAGCGCCGAUAGAGAGUAGAGUCGCCGCCGGAUCGCUAUCCUUCCAUCGCAUCCGCAACCUCGCCGUACCAGCUCGAGGCGCUCUCGUAAAUUCCUGGGAAUUAUGGCGAUUAACCACAUUAGAUGCUUGGGAGGCUUCAUCCCUAUCAAGGAAAUCGGUGGGUUGCUGGGUCGACGAACAUUUUCUGCUGGAGGAGGUAAAGCGAAGAAGGGCUCUAAAGGGGGUGGUGCCAGUGAUGCUCCCAAAGCAUCAAUACUUACUAAAGAAGUCAAGUCUACAACAGUGGUUGGUGCCAAUAUUCUCAAGGAUGGAGCAGACCCCAAGAUACUUCCAGAUUCUGAAUACCCUGAUUGGCUCUGGCAUCUGCUUGAUAAACGGACACCAUUGAGUGAAUUAAGAAGGAAGAAUAUUGAAACUCUUCCUUAUGAAGAUCUCAAACGCUUUGUCAAGCUUGACAAUAGAGCAAGUAUCAAGGAAAACAAUUCUAUUAAGGCCAAGAACUAGUGCAAAGCAAUGUGUAAGAAUUAGUGUUUUCUGUCCAUUGCGGUGCAUCUUUUUAGUCUAGAAACUACAUUGCUAAUUUACGCAGCAGCAAAAACUUUCAUUUAUUUGUCUUUGCAUUACCCUUUUUGAAUCAAUGUCUUAUAGACGAAUAUAAUGCUCUGCUUCAUGUGAUCUGAAAGGAUUUUAUUUGUUGUCUUUUGGUCCGAAUACCUUAUC